UCUGCCCCCUAAGCCCCGCCCACAACUGUCUAGCUCCGCUACUUUAUUACUUUCAGCGGAAAGGAGCGAAAGUGAAUGAAGAAAACCCUCCCAGAACCAGGAUGUUGUUUUUGGCCACUUUAGGCCAAACUGGAGCCCGACGAGUUGUGACUCAAGGGAGAUUUACAAGGAAUGGCAGGUGCUUGUUUACCGGUUUGCUAGAAUUUGACCACAGGACCAGAAACAUGGGCCAGUCCUUCUCCUGUGCACCCUCAAACCAUUACAGAUGCUUUAGUGCCACAGCUGCUCAUCUGAAUGCUUCAUCAUCACCUACAGCCAAUCAGAAAACCCCGUCCUACAGUUAUAUCAUCGUAGGGGCAGGGUCAGCGGGCUGCGUCCUUGCCAACCGUCUCAGUGAGGAUACCCAUGAGUCUGUGCUGCAGCUGGAGGCUGGGCCUAAGGACUUGGUGUUAGGCAGCUUGCGACUCUCAUGGAAGAUCCACAUGCCAGCUGCGCUGACCUACAACCUCUGUGAUGACAAGUAUAACUGGUACUACCACACUUUACCUCAGGCCCACUUAAACAACCGGGUAAUGUACUGGCCGAGGGGCCGUGUCUGGGGCGGGUCCUCGUCACUCAACGCCAUGGUGUACAUUCGUGGACACGCUGAAGACUACAACCGCUGGCAGACAGAGGGGGCAGAGGGCUGGGAUUAUAAACACUGUCUGCCUUACUUUAGGAAAGCUCAGUGUCAUGAGCUGGGAGAAAACAGGUACCGGGGAGGCAGCGGACCUCUUCAUGUGUCCAGAGGGAAGACCAACCAUCCCCUUCACAGAGCUUUCAUUGAGGCGGGGCAGCAGGCCGGAUACCCCUUUACUGAUGACAUGAAUGGACACCAACAGGAGGGCUUGGGCUGGAUGGACAUGACUAUUUAUAAAGGAAAGAGGUGGAGCACAGCGAGUGCCUACCUGAGACCUGUCCUGGGUCGACCCAACCUGAAGACAGAGGUGCACUGCUUGACCACCAAGAUCCUGUUUGACGGCAACCGCGCCGUGGGUGUGGAAUACACACAGAAAGGACAAAAGAAAAGGGCAUUUGCUGAUAAAGAAGUGAUAUUAAGUGGAGGAGCCAUUAACUCCCCUCAGCUUCUCAUGCUGUCUGGGGUGGGAAACGCCGAUGACCUGAAACAACUUGGCAUCCCUGUAGUUCAGCACCUACCAGGUGUUGGGAGUAACCUGCAGGAUCAUUUGGAGCUGUACAUCCAGCAGCAGUGCACUCAGCCUAUCACCCUGUACAAGGCCCAGAAACCUUUCAACAUGGUCAAGAUUGGUCUCGAGUGGCUCACUCGGUUUACUGGUUACGGAGCAACAGCCCACAUGGAGAGUGGAGGAUUCAUCCGCAGUCGGCCACACGUCGCUCACCCCGACAUCCAGUUUCACUUCCUGCCCUCACAGGUCAUCGACCACGGACGAGUUGCCUCCAAGGUCGAGGCAUAUCAGGUUCAUGUCGGUCCAAUGAGAAGCACCAGUAUCGGCUGGAUGAAGCUGAAAAGCGCCAACCCUUUGGAUCACCCGAUUCUCCAGCCAAACUAUCUCUCCACCGAUAUUGAUGUGUGGGAGUUCAGGGAGUGUGUCAAACUCUCCAGAGAGAUUUUUACCCAGAAGGCCUUUGACCCGUUCCGUGGUCCCGAAGUCCUACCCGGUGCUCAGGUCCAAUCCGACGCCGACAUUGACGCCUUUGUUCGGCAAAAAGCUGACAGCGCCUACCACCCGUCCUGCACCUGCAAGAUGGGCUCGCCAUCCGACCCGAUGGCGGUUGUCGACUCGAACACGCGUGUUCUGGGCCUGGAGCAGCUGCGUGUGGUCGACGCCUCCAUCAUGCCCAGCAUCGUCAGCGGCAACCUGAACGCUCCAACCAUCAUGAUUGCAGAGAAGGCUGCUGACAUCAUCAGAGGUCGCCCUCGUCUGGUUGACCCAGGGGUUCCCGUGUACCAACCGCCGACACUCGACACACAGAGAUGAACAGAGAGAGCGAGUAAAGGUUAAACACUUUACAACACAAUCCAUUAUAGAGCAACAACAGCAGUGGACAGCGUUUGUGUAAUGAUUCUUUUGCACUUGAUCUGAUAGUGUUGAUUUCAGCCUUUUACAUGUCAAAUUCCGUUUUUUAGUAGCUUACUUGUUGUCUUCUGAUUAGGAAACAGGGGCUCUAUCACUUGUUAUUUUCCAUAAUUAACUUUAAAGCUAAUGUGAUGAGCACUGACACUAAAUUUAGCCAUCUUUUAUGAUCAGCUGGCGCUCCAUGACGACACCAUAAUGCUGGGGAAAGAUGCCGAGCAUUUGCAAAGGCACUGUGAAUGCAAUGGAAAAUUGCUCCUCGUGGCAUUUGACUUCAUUUGCCUGGCAUCAAUUUGGUUGACUGUGAACAAUGCAUCAACUUUGACAUGUUUGUGUGCAUAUAAAGUUCAAAUGUCUUACUAGGUACACACCUUCACAAGACUGCAGUGAAUUCGUCAGCCUUAUAAUCAAACCUCUCUGAUGUAAACAAUACCUUAACUCUCCCUUUCCAUGGAAACUAACUAACUUAGAUAACAUAACAUCCACACUUCUUCUCCUGAGGUAAUAAACCAAGCGUUCAACACUUAAGUAGCUAUAUAGUUCAAAAAGUAUAUCCACUAAUGAUUCCAUUUAUUUCAAUCACAGAGUUACAAAGUGUUGACUAGAAAAAAUCAUUUUCAUUCCAUCGUGUUAUCACAUCAGCCUUUUAUAGAUUAUAUCUCUUCAUCAAAUUUAGUUCACACAGCUGCAAAAAUGAGUGGCCAGCUCUUUUCUUAGUCUUAUAAUUAUUUAUUUUUUUACCGUGAAUCUAACUUUAACCAACUGCAACUGAACAAUUUCCCUGAGAGGAUCAAUAAAGUAUUCUACAGUCUUGUUAGGUGAUCCUUAAUCUUGUGGUCUGACUGUUGAUCAGAAACCAGGGUUUUGUCUAGACUGUUAACCAAAACUGCCUCACCAGCACUUUUCAGUUUUGUCUCUUCUGUCAGAUAAGUUGUUACGUUCCUCUUCCUUCCUGGAAACUUGCAGAUUCAGCAGUUUGAGAAAAUACUCUUUUCUUUGGUUUGUUGCACACUAUUUGAAUCAGCUAAGGUAGUCAAGCCUCUUGUCUUGUUUCCCAGUAGACACUAACAUAGUUUGUUAGGCUGACAACUUUUAGUAAAUUCCAAGGCAUCUCCCCCCCGUUGAUAUUUAUCAAGUUGUUGAUUUAACAGAUGUGCAACAAGAAACACGGCCAAAGGUCACAGCAGGUUUAAUAGCACCCCACUUGCAUUAGUCCAGCUCACAGCUUUCAUUUGGCUUUUGGUUCAGGACCGUCUGGUAGCUGUUUUAUCCAUGUAGCUAUACAUGGGAAUUACGUUUAAUGGGAAUAAUGUUUAAAUACUCUAAAUGUGUCAUGGAUGUUUACAAAGAAGCUUUUGAAGAUGAACUGAUCAGAUAAUACUAUCUGAUAAAACUGUGAUCCUGUGAAAUCAUUAUAUUCUGAUGUCCUUGUGAUUUACUGUCUAUUACCGCUGGACUGUGUACUUUUGGUUCAGCCAGGGCCGAAACAUAGUACAUUUUAUUGAAUACAUGAAGUAUUUAUUUUAAUUAAAUUGACGUGUUUAUUACCAGCUCUAAUGCAGCCGCGGGCUAGAAGUUAUCCUAAUUGUCUUAAUAAGCUUUGCAUUACUCUAUGAAGUAGUUUCAUCACAGUGACAUUGUUUACAUUAUAUUCAGUGUUGUACAAUAUUACUUGGAUGUUUAAAUCAUUUGUGACAUGUCAUGAUCAUAUGAUCAUAAAGUGAAAAUUAUUCUGAAAAUUCUUGAAAGUUUUUUUUCUUGUAUUGAUUGUAAACAAACGCUAGAAACCGUUCUGACCUUGUCCUUGUGACUUUAUUCAGUGAUCCUUACAAAAAUCCUCACCAGGUUCAUUGUCAAGAAUUAAAAUGUACAAAAUGGGGAGGGGAGGGGGGGUUCCAUUGGUAUAAAAUCUAUAAGGUACUAGUACUUAUGCUACGAAGAGCUAUAUUUUUUAAUUUCCAUACAACAAAUGGGUAGAAAGCAGAAAUCUUAAUCACUUACUUCUUAUAAACACUGUACAUGUUUCAUAAACUGUUUUCAUAAUCUGUAAAGCAGUGGAACAA
Messenger RNA from Etheostoma cragini (Arkansas darter), 4159 nucleotides. It is a transcript of the gene chdh, whose product is annotated as choline dehydrogenase. Gene Ontology annotation, cellular component: mitochondrial inner membrane. The transcript has 10 exons. Bases 102 to 2000 code for a protein of 632 amino acids. Gene Ontology annotation, molecular function: flavin adenine dinucleotide binding; choline dehydrogenase activity. The record is from RefSeq and is a predicted model, not a curated record. NCBI's taxonomy places the organism in Eukaryota, Metazoa, Chordata, Actinopteri, Perciformes, Percidae.